UCCCAGCAGGCCUGUGGCCGGAAGACCGAAAAGGGGCGAGACGGGUACGCUCUGGGCUCUGCAGGCGGCCUCUUUGGCUUUGGAACUUGUAACCUAGAGGAUGUUGAAGUUGCUUUUAUUUCAAGAGAUCGAUAGGAAAGACAGCCCCAGCGCGCUAAAGCUCAGCUGACAGGACACAGGGUGCGCAGGUUCGAGCUUGAGAGCUUCCCGGAGCCCAAGGGCCGGUGGGCCGUCCACCCUGCGCGCCCCGACCGGAACGCGGAAGAGUUCGUUCCAGGGAGUGGAGAGGGGCGCGCGCGCUGGUGGGGGGGGGGGGUGUCGUGCCUGAGCAUCGGCGCUGGAGACGGGCAGGAGCAUGGGGACGCAGAAGCCGCGGAUCCUGCCCUGGCUGAUCCGGCAGCUGGACCUGGGGCAGCUGGAGGGCGUGUCGUGGGUGGACGAGCACCGGAAGCGCUUCCGGAUACCGUGGAAGCACGGGCUGCGGCAGGAUGCGCAGCCGGAGGACUUCGGCAUCUUCCAGGCCUGGGCAGAGGCCAGCGGCGCCUAUACUCCCGGGGAUAGGCCCGACCUGCCAACCUGGAAGAGGAACUUCCGGUCCGCCCUAAACCGGAAGGAAGUGGUGCGUUUAGCUGAGGACCGGAGCAAGGACCCUCACGACCCGCACAAGGUCUACGAGUUUGUGACCUCAGGAGCCGGGGACAUCUCUCCCGAAGUUGGGGGGGGCAGUACCUCUGAGAGCCAGGAAGACAGUCUGGAGCAGCUCCUGGGAGAGAUGGGCUUGGCCGCCGUCCCGGACGAGGGGCCCUGGGCUGGGGCCGUGGCCCCUGAGCGCUGCCCUCUGAGCCCUCACCUGGACCACCCCAGCCCCUGCCCGCACCCCGCACCCCCUGAAAACCCACUGAGGCAGCUGCUGGUGCCCGAGGAACAGUGGGAGUUCGAGGUGACCGCCUUCUACCGGGGCCGCCAGGUCUUCCAGCAGACCAUCUGCUGCCCAGGAGGCCUGCGGCUGGUGGGCUCAGAAGCCGCCGCCAGGACGCUGCCGGGGCAGCCGAUAGCCCUGCCGGACCCCGGGACGGCCCUGUCUGACAGGAGCGUGAGCUGCUACGUGCGACGCGUGCUGCAGAGCCUGGAAGGGGGACUGGCCCUGUGGCAGCUGGGGCCUCGGCUCUGUGCCCGGCGGCUGGGGCACUGCCACACCUACUGGGCCGUGGGGGAGGAGCUGCUCCCCAACAGUGGGCACGGGCCCGCCGGCGAGGUCCCCAAGGACAAGGACGGAAGCGUGUUCGAGCUGGGGCCCUUCGUGGCAGAUCUGAUCGCGUUCAUGGAAGGAAGUGGACACUCACCUCGCUACACCCUCUGGUUCUGUUUGGGGGAGGCCUGGCCCCAGGACCAGCCGUGGGUCAAGAGGCUCGUGAUGGUCAAGGUCGUGCCCAUGUGCCUCAAGGCCCUGUUAGACAUGGCCAGGGCGGGGGGCGCCUCCUCCCUGGAGAACAGCGUGGACCUGCACAUUUCCAACAGCCAGCCGCUCUCCCUCACCUCCGACCAGUACAAGGCCUACCUGCAGGACCUGAUGGAGGACAUGGAUUUCCAAGUCACCGGGGAGCCCUGAACUCUGGCUUCCACAGCAAUAAACCGGGUCCUGCUAUGGUCA
Lepus europaeus (European hare) is the source of this 1651-nucleotide messenger RNA. RefSeq names its product interferon regulatory factor 3 (gene IRF3). NCBI's taxonomy places the organism in Eukaryota, Metazoa, Chordata, Mammalia, Lagomorpha, Leporidae. Gene Ontology annotation, cellular component: nucleus. The record is from RefSeq and is a predicted model, not a curated record. The coding region runs from base 356 to 1609 and encodes 417 amino acids. Gene Ontology annotation, biological process: immune system process; regulation of transcription by RNA polymerase II. Gene Ontology annotation, molecular function: DNA-binding transcription factor activity, RNA polymerase II-specific; protein binding; RNA polymerase II cis-regulatory region sequence-specific DNA binding. The transcript is spliced from 8 exons.